Messenger RNA from Mytilus trossulus (common blue mussel), 513 nucleotides. RefSeq lists its product as uncharacterized. The record is from RefSeq and is a predicted model, not a curated record. NCBI's taxonomy places the organism in Eukaryota, Metazoa, Mollusca, Bivalvia, Mytilida, Mytilidae. The transcript has a single exon. Bases 1 to 513 code for a protein of 170 amino acids.
AUGGAUUCUCCUAUAUCGAUAUGGUCACAAGACACGCCUAGUCUAAAUGAUUGUUUGCGAAAAGAACCCCCGAUCUUAAAUGACAUAUCAACACUUUUGAUGCGAUUUAGAGAGAAUAGAUAUGCUGUUGUUACCGAUAUAGAGAAGGCGUUUCUUCAAAUCACACUAGACGAGAAAGACAGAGAUAUGACGAGAUUUUUCUGGCUAAAGGACUCAACAGACCCUACAUCACAGUUGAUUACUUACCGCUUUAAAGCUAUCCUAUUCGGCGCAACGUGUUCACCUUUUAUAUUGAAUGCGACCUUAUUAAAGCAUUUACGUGAACAGUCUAGUCAUACAUCUGAAACACUCAUAGAUGGAUUAUACGUAGACAACAUAAUUGCAGGCUUCGACAACACAACUGAACUAUUGAAGUUUUAUGAAGAGUCAAGAACACUGAUGACCAAAGGUGGAUUCAACUUACGUUCAUGGGCAUCGAAUUGUACAGCACUUAACGAUUUGGCUACAUCUUAA